UCACCGCAAGGAAGGUAGCCAACAACACGUUCGUCUGGUUAAUCUCCCAGCAUUUCCUUGAUUUUCCUCUUCUCUCUGCGAUGUUAUUUCCAUAUUUCUCGUCACUUUCUCUGACAAAAACUCUUAUUUUGAGCAUACUUAGUUUCUUGGCCAAUAGACUAUUCGCGGAACACGUGGCGUUCGAGUUGCAGACGAAGAAAAGCGCGAGCGUGCGAGCAAGAAGAAGCAGAAGAAGCGUGACCUCGACAGCCGUUUGGAAGACACGCUGCAUAGGGCCCUGGCGAACCGCUCGCAGCAACGAAUCGACGACGCCAAGCGUGAACCCAUCCAUGUCCGAGGACGACGAGACGCUGUGGACGGCCCUCGACUCGACUCCUCCGUUGGAAAUCCCGAGGCACACGGACAGUCCCCGAUCGGUCCGCGUGGACAGCGCGUUCCGGCUCUCAAGGAUCUCCCGGCCCAGGCGGUCCAGCGACCACUCUCGGCGCAUCUCCUCCCUGCUCUACCGGAGCCGCAAGCACUCCUCGUGCAUCUUCUUCUACGGCGCCGUGUUGCUCUCGCUGGUGGUGCUGUCCAGCUUCGUCGUGCUCUUCUUCCUCCGCGAGAUCAAGGCCGUCAUGGUGGCCCGGCACACGGCCGACGUGUGCGGCACCGACGACUGCAUGCUGCACGCCAGCGAGCUGCGCGCCCGCAUGAACGCCGCCGCCGACCCGUGCCACAGCCUGCACGCCUUCGUCUGCGGCGGCGGACCGCGGGCCUCGCAGCGCGACGAGGAGCGGCGAUCGACGCGAAUGUACGGCGAGGUCAUGGCCUACGACUCGCAGAAGUACCGCACGGCCGGCAACUGCAGCCACAGCGAGUCGCGCGCCGACGCGAAGGCCCAGACCGCGUACGCGGCGUGCCUGAAGCGGACGCCUUCCGAAUUGGGAACACAAGCGGCCCACUUCGUGGACUUCAUGAAGGAGCGACGCAUACCGUGGCCAAACGACCCUCCGGAGGACGUCGACCUCCUGGACGUCCUGCUGGAUCUGGUGAUCAACUGGAGGGUCGCCCUGCUCUUCGACCUGAGACGAAGCACGAGAAAGUUCCACACGGCCAGCCUCGUGUUCCAGGAGCCCGGACCGUUGAUCGAACUACGAAGGCAGCAGGUGGGUCACGUAUACGAGAACGAAGAGGACACCGAGCAGCUGAUCACGAGAGCCGCAACGUUCCUCGGAAAACGCAGAGGGGAGAUCACCAAGGAGCAGAUCGACGCCUUGCGUCGCGACGAGAUGACGCUCACGUCGAAUCUGGCAGCAUGCAGCGACGAACGCGGAAAUGACGUCCUCGUCACCCUGAAACACAUCCAGCACAUGGCUCCCAGCAUGAAGCCCCAGUCCUGGCUGACGCUUCUCAAGCGCCACCUGAACGACGACUCGUUGACGUCAGAAACGACGGUCUUCGCGUACGACGAGCAGCGCCUCGAGGCCCUGUCAGAAGCUCUCACUUUGCUACCUCCAGCGAGAAGUCUCAACGUGGUCGGGUGGCUGUUUGCCUACGCUUACAUCUGGGUCGUGAACCCCGACUUCGAUCAGCUGCGGCCCAGCGGCGACAACGAAUCUAACCACACGCUGAACAAGAGCCUCUGCUUUCUCGCAGUCCACGAAUCGUUCGGCCAGCUGCAAAUACUGCACAACUUCGUGAAGCGCUUCGAGCACGGCGACAUCCAGAUGACCUCAAAAGUGCUGCAGAACACCGUCGACACAUUUGUGCAGCUGGUCCAAAACUCGGACGCCAUCACAGAGCCGGCCAAGGCGACGGCUGUGGCGAAGAUCAAAAGUCUGUGCCAAGAACGAUGUGCCGUGAGAGUGUCGAACAGGCGUAUCCUGGACUGGCUGUACAGAAGCUUUCCCAACAGCUCUUCGAGCUUCUUCGACACCUGGCUCAGCACACGAAAGGCGCUCGUGGCCCUGCUCAAGUCCGGGAAUCCUCACCCGGUGAUGACGGCCCGCUUCAAGUGGCGUACGCAGAAUAUCCGCUACCUGCACUCCAUCAACUUCCUGCAGGUCAGAAUGUUCGCCUUCUACCCACCCUCCUUCUACAUCCACGGCUCGCCCUCGAUGUCCUACAGUGGAAUGGGCUUCCAGAUGGCCAGCAGCAUCGCCAAUGCCAUCGUCGGACGUGGCCGAAGCAUCGACGAGGGCCUCUCAAGACGCUUCUGGUGGUCGCCUCUCAAAAGAUGCCGUUGGGACGAGGCUAGCACGGUGCACGACAAGCGCUUCAUUAAGGAACUGUUCGCCCUCAAGCUGGCCGUCAAAGCCCUGGAAAGCACGGCUGCCGGUGACAAGGCGUUCUUGCAGCUGCAGCCCUUGGAGACACUGACGGGCAGGCAGACCUUCUACGCCAGCUUCUGCAGCCGGUUCUGCCAUCGCGUCGAUGGCGAAAACUGGUGCAACCUCGCCAUGCACGAAGACGGUUAUAGCCGCGCUUUUGGCUGCCAUUCCGUGUGGCCCAGAUACAUGAAAGUCGAUCCAGAGUGCCUCGUUGUGUAGCGGUGCACAUGGGGCGCUAUUUCCGCUUUUCAUGUGCGCAUUUCGAACUGCGCCAGCGAGGGACAUGUGUUCCGCGAUGACUGAGUUAGCUCGAAUGGAAUGCUGGCCAAUGUUAUGUGAUUUAUACCUAAAGAAUUCCUUUAAUCUAACCUGUUCGUCACGUGAAGCACCCAGCAACAUCUUUCAUUUUCUCUACUACUAGUUAUAAGUCCGACGCAUAUUUCCUUGUUCUUCCUGUCGACCUGUGUUGUCGCAGCGGGCAGGUAUAGUUACUUUUGAUCUCUCGACUCACUCGAAGUGUGUUCAUUUCCAGAGUCAGCGUUUGCUUUUCGCGACGAGGCAGCAAUGAAACUAGUCUGAAUUGGAUUACGCGUGAAUAAUACAGAGAUGUUACUAAAGUUGUAAAAAGCCAACAGUUACGGAAUCAAAACUCUUUGCAUUGUUUUGCGGCACUGAAUUUUUCAAGUGCAACGAUCAGCCUCUCAACCAGUGCA
This is a messenger RNA of Dermacentor albipictus, 3025 nucleotides long. Its product is annotated as neprilysin-11-like. NCBI's taxonomy places the organism in Eukaryota, Metazoa, Arthropoda, Arachnida, Ixodida, Ixodidae. The record is from RefSeq and is a predicted model, not a curated record. Gene Ontology annotation, cellular component: plasma membrane. Gene Ontology annotation, biological process: protein processing. Gene Ontology annotation, molecular function: metalloendopeptidase activity.